Asterias rubens (European starfish) is the source of this 2998-nucleotide messenger RNA. Its product is annotated as membralin-like. The transcript has 11 exons. The record is from RefSeq and is a predicted model, not a curated record. Gene Ontology annotation, cellular component: endoplasmic reticulum. Gene Ontology annotation, biological process: positive regulation of ERAD pathway; response to endoplasmic reticulum stress. Bases 166 to 2232 code for a protein of 688 amino acids. NCBI's taxonomy places the organism in Eukaryota, Metazoa, Echinodermata, Asteroidea, Forcipulatida, Asteriidae.
CACAGACAGAGGAGGACAGCAAAGCUACACAUGCACAGUAAUAGUCGAGCUGAAACAAGUCUGUUCUCAGAGUUCAAAGGUCGCUCAUCAAGGACUUUCUUCCGGCCAUUAUUUGUUUGACUUUCUUCAUCGAAGUUGAUAGAACUGCAGUUGUGGGUACCAGCCAUGCCGCCUGUCAACCCACAGCAGCAGCAGCAGCAGCAACCAGUGAAUGCUGAUGCCGCACGCAACAACAACAACAACCCAAAUCCGUUACUCAACGUUAGGGACAGGCUUUUUCAUGCGCUGUUCUUCAAGAUAGCUAUUACAUAUGCAAGGGCGUUUCCUCCCUCUGUAAGACGCUUCUUUGAGUUUGCAAUUCUCAUGAAGGCGUUGACAGCCCUCUUUGUCCUAGCGUACAUACACAGCACAUUUUCCCGGACACCUAUUAACUGCUUAGCAGACUACCAGGAACUGUGGCCACGUGACGGCAUCCUUCGAGUAGAGAUAGUUCACAAUCGCACCAGCCCCCAGGCCUUCUCUAUCUAUAACAAGAAAGGACAGACAGACAGUCAGUCAUCCCCGAAUGCUGAUGCAGAUGUAGCGGACCAAAAUGGAGUCACCCUGAUGCCAAUGUUCUGGGAGUACCCUGGUAAAGAUGGCAACUUCUGGACCAAGGAUUCAGAAAACGUCCAGCAUGAAGGCCCAGAGGUAGACCCUGCUCUUGACGAUGCUAAUAUUACCGUCGACAUCAUGGUGCCCGGGAAACCAGUCAAAAAUAUGCAACCAUUUCGUGAAACGGUCUCGGAGUUUGAAAUGUUCACCAGGGCAGUGUGGCCAGCCGAUGAGUAUAUCAUGGAGUAUUCAUUGGAGUAUGGAUUCCUACGCCUCUCAUCAAGCACUAGGGAGAAGCUUGGCAUCCCCGUCAUGGUGGUUCAACUCGAUCCAACACAAGAUGAAUGUUUUGGGGACACAUUGAGUCGGUUCUUCCUGGAGGAAUUUCUUGGAUAUGACGACAUUCUGAUGUCUAGUGUAAAGAGUCUGGCUGAACACGAAGAUAAUAAAGGAUACCUACGCAAUGUGGUGACCGGUGAGCAUUAUCGGUUUGUCAGUAUGUGGAUGGCAAGAACGUCUUACAUCGCGGCGGGCUUCAUCAUGCUAAUCUUCACUAUCUCCAUCUCAAUGCUACUUAGAUACUCACACCAUCAGAUCUUCGUUUUCAUUGUGGAUUUACUACAGAUGCUUGAGAUGAAUACUGCUAUAGCUUUCCCUGCAGCUCCUCUUCUAACGGUCAUUUUAGCUCUUGUGGGUAUGGAGGCAAUCAUGUCGGAGUUCUUCAAUGAUACGACAACAGCUUUCUACAUCAUUCUGAUUGUGUGGGUUGCGGAUCAAUAUGAUGCUAUAUGCUGCCAUACAAACAUCACCAAAAGACACUGGCUUAAGUUUUUCUACUUGUAUCACUUUGCAUUCUAUGCCUACCAUUAUCGCUUCAACGGCCAGUACAGUGGAUUGGCUCUCAUCACAUCAUGGUUAUUUAUUCAGCAUUCAAUGAUCUUUUUUUUCCAUCAUCAUGAGUUACCAACGAUCCUACAACAAGCACGUAUUCAGCUCCUCCUACAACGGAACCAACACGGCGGCAUGCACGGUGCGGGCCUCAAUGCUAAUCUUAAUCUCAAUCUUCAAGACAACACACCCCAAGAUAUACCUCUAGAGGAGCCUCAGGGAACUCCCCAGGGUGGGGCUGAGGCGCAGGCGCACCGUACCCCAGGGAAUGACACCACGCAACCCACGGCCGUCCCUCAAGCACAGCCCACCACCAGACCGACCAUUUGGCAGUUCCAUCUGGGCCCAUUUAGGCGGGUUGCAGCUCAACGUUACCCACCUCAGCCAGCUAGUGCCAGUUACCCGACACCGGCGUCCAGUGCAAACAUUAACAACUCAGUUCACUCAAACAUUCAGCAACAAACUAUGCCUACGACGGAAACUGUACUAAACAGUAAUAGACAAAACAAUGCUAGUGGUCCCGGUACAAGUAACAGUGUCCAUCCCUCCACCACAAGUAUAAACAAUGAGACUGUACACGCUGACACAGCGAUAGAACGGGACUCCAAUAGUAGCAUUUCAAGUUUGCCAGAAAGAAAUUCCGUAGAUAAAUCUCAGCAGCAUUAUAAAAAGGAUACACAAUCAAAUCUUGAUGCCACUGACCGGGAAGCUAGAUUGAGUAAUUCAAUGGACAGUGGAACAAGUGUUUGAGGAGUGAGCCCUCGCUUGAAGCAACUCACAACCUUCAGUGACUAUUAGUACUCAUUGAGUGCAACUACAUGUAUCAUCUAGUGGAUAUAUCUUUGUGACAAUACCGUGCCAGAAUUGUUACCUUUAUGAGUUUGAGUGAUUCGGCUUUGAGUUACUUUUAGGGUCUAUAUCCUAUUUAAUUAUUCCACUUUAUGGUGGCUAAUGCUUAUAAGCGCUCACCUCUCACCACUGUUAACCUGGUUCGAAUCCCCGCCAGGGCCAUGUGUGUGUAGAGUUGUGCAUUGGUUAUCUCCUAUGCCACAAGGGUUUUUCUCUACAGGCCCCCUGGUUUUCCUUCCUCUGGACGAAUCAAACACUGUCGAUCUCCAUCAAGUAUUUUGUGUUGCCAUAUCGGCGACUACGUUGACCAAAAAAAUCGUGCCAGUCAAGACUAUCCAAAUCCAAGUUAUUUAUUGAGCUUUUAAAAUGCAUCUUUUUUUAAAAAUUGUAAUUUUUUUAUUAUUUUUCAUCAAACAAGCAUAACUUGUAAAUAGAUUUGUCCCUUUCAUGAAAAUUUCAUAGAGUUCCUCUAAAUCUUAGCUGUCGUAAAAUUAUCAAAAUAAAUUAUAAUUCUCUCAAAACAUUAGGACUGUGUAAUAUUUUGUCUAAACAAAUUUGUUCAAAUUGGUUUACUUAGUCUACCAAGCGAUUAAAUGUAAGCUUGGGCGAUAUCAUGAUAUUAUCGAAUAUCGCGAUAUUAAUUUGGAAACGAUUUCGAUAUCGGAUG